AUGAGCUCCGAUCCUUUUCUUUCCUACCACGGAUCAUGGGACAUCUCCAGAGGGUCCCGAACCAAGACCCACUAUUUCUCCUCAUCUCCUCGCAAUGUCCAGUCUGGGAAGAAAGUCCUCAGGCUGAGCUCUUCCCCUCUACCUUUCCAUCUUCAGGACGGCCCGGGCAUGGAUUUAACCCAGGUCAGCUCGGUGAAUUCGGAGCUAUUGGAGACGAGGACGCUAGAACGGGAGCAACUUGUGGGUUUGAACGACCGCUUUGCCACCUACAUUGAGAAAGUCAGGUACUUGGAGCAGCAGAACAGAGCCCUCCUGUCUGAGCUGGAGGUGCUGAGCACCAGACAGAGCACCCCGUCCCGUCUCCAGGCCGUGUUCGAGGGGGAGGCCCAAAACUUGAGGGCAAUGAUCAAGGCGGAGAGCGGAGAGAAGAUGAGGAUGGAAGCAAAUCUGGUUUACCUGCGCGAUGUGUGCGGACAGACAAAGGAGAUGUUCGAUAAGGAGGCCCGCAGGAGACAGGAGGCGGAGGAGGAGCUGCAGAGGGUGCGAGAGGAGGCCACCAGGGCCCUGCUGACACACUGGGAUGCCCAGGCGGCUGUGGGGUCUCUGUGCGAUGAGCUGCUGUUCCUGAAGAAGGUGUACACAGAGGAGCAGGCGGAGCUCCAGGCACAGCUGCAGGUGGCAAAUAUCUGUGUGGAGGUGGAGGUGUCCCGGCCUGACCUGUCCACCGCUCUACGGGACAUCCGCUCCCAGUACGAGCGCCUGGCCCAGAGCAACAUGCAGGCAGCGGAGGAAUGGUAUAAGAACAAGUUUGCCAGUGUGGCAGAGGUGGCGAGCAAGAACAACGAGGCCGUGCGUGCAAUCAGAGAGGAGACCAUGGAGUAUCGCCGGCUGCUUCAGAUGCGCUCGUCCGAAAUAGAAGGUCUAAAGAACGUCAUCGGGUCCCUCACCAAACAACUGCAAGAACUGGAGAACAUGCAGGCCAAAGAGGUGGCACGCUACCAGGAGAGGAUAUGUGACCUGGAGAGUGACAUCACCGAAGCCAAGCAUGAAAUGGCUUGUUACCUGAAAGAUUAUCAAGACCUGCUGAAUGUGAAGAUGGCCCUCGAUAUCGAGAUUGCAGCGUACAGGAAACUUCUGGAAGGAGAGGAGGUUCGCCUGGCUUACCCAUCACUUCCUGCUCUCAACUAG
Messenger RNA from Knipowitschia caucasica, 1188 nucleotides. The record is from the annotation of a GenBank genome assembly. NCBI's taxonomy places the organism in Eukaryota, Metazoa, Chordata, Actinopteri, Gobiiformes, Gobiidae.